Messenger RNA from Ctenopharyngodon idella (grass carp), 1903 nucleotides. It is a transcript of the gene mblac1, whose product is annotated as metallo-beta-lactamase domain containing 1. The coding region runs from base 227 to 865 and encodes 212 amino acids. Lineage: Eukaryota; Metazoa; Chordata; Actinopteri; Cypriniformes; Xenocyprididae. The transcript has 2 exons. The record is from RefSeq and is a predicted model, not a curated record.
ACUACUACUAUUAUUAUUGUUUGUAUUUGUAUUUAUAAAAUUUGACUUGUCCAACAAAAGGUGGCGCGAUUGUUCCAUAGCUCUACUAAAAGAUGCCACUUUGGUAGUUUGUCCUCAGUGACUUUCCGUAGAAGUCUAUGACGCGAUAGUGAAAUUGACAUUUCAGCUGUAGUAAACUUUGUUUCUUUGAAUUCAAAUUAUCCUGAUUACUCAGGCUCAAAUAGACAUGCAUCGCUCAAUAAGAAAAAGUGAAUCUGGUAUCAAUUCCGUCAUUUCAGGCCAGCCGUAUUGCGUCUCAGUUUUGAAAGAGGGCUACUGCAAAGCUGAACCAGACGGCUCGUUUAGAGCUGACGGUACCAUUUCUUUAAUUACCGGACCACAAACUAUUCUAGUAGACACCGGGGGUCCUUGGGACAGAGACUUUCUCGUCGAAAAACUUAAGGAGAAGGGUAUGACGACAGAUAGUGUUGCUAUAGUAGUCGGAACCCACGGCCACUCUGACCACGUGGGAAACUUGGGAUUGUUUCCAGACGCCAAAAUAAUUGUGGGAUGUGACAUAAGCGUGGGGGAUCGAUAUCUGCCAAACCAAUUGGCUGAGGGACAGCCAUACCCUAUUGAUGAUUUUGUAUCCGUCAUUCCAACACCUGGCCACAUGGGCAGAGAUGUCAGUGUCCUGGUAAGGGGAACAUCAGAGGGUACAGUACUUGUUGCUGGAGACUUGUUUGAACGUUGUCAUGAUGAAGACUCCUGGAAGGACCUGAGCGAGAACCCUGAGAUACAAGAGUCCAACCGACAAAAGGUGUUACAGAUUGCUGAUGUAAUAAUUCCUGGACAUGGGCCAUUAUUUAGAGUGCACAAGGAAUAAUGGCAUUGAUGAAAUCCUGGACCUGAGGUUGAGUUAUAGCAAUUAUGAAAUAAAGAACACAUUAAUUUAUAUAAUCCAUAAUACCAUACCAUUCAGUUCACAUUCUUCUCAAAUGUAUUUCAGAUUGGGCUACUGGCUGUUUUUUUUUUAGUUAAAAAAAGUUUUUUCACAUGCUUAACUGCAUGGUAUAACCAAUCAAAUGUACAGUAAUGAUGGCAUAAAUUGCAGUGUAAAAUGAGUUGGGUGUGAAAUGGAGUCACUUCAUUCAUGAAUAUUGACUGUGAGUUUUAAUCUUAUUCAUUUUACUUAUAAUGACUGCUGAAGCUACCGACCCACUUGCUUUUAAGUUAUUUUUAGCCUUUAUCUUAUUUGUAAGUCAUGUGACAAAAGAUGGCUAUGGAAGAUAACUGGUUGUGACUCAGUAGUAAAUAAGGGUCAAGGUUUUCAUUCUAAGAAUGAAUGUGCUUUCCCAAAAUAAUGUAUAGAUGGAAAUUUUGUGUGUGCCAUCUUCUUUUUUUUUUAUAUAUAUAGGUAAUAAAAAAUUAAACCUUUGCUGCUGUGAACUCAAGUCUGUGAUUGUGUCACCCUCAAGUUGUUCCAAACCUGUACACAUUUCUUUGUUCUGCUGAACACAAAGGCAGAUAUUUUGAAGAAUGUUUGUAACCAAAUGGUUAUGAGGCACCAUUGACUUCCAUAGUAUUUUUUCCUCAUACUAUGGAAGUCAAAGGGGCCCAUCAACUGUUUGGUUACAAACAUUCUUCAAAAUAUCUUCCUUUGUGUUCAGCAGAACAAAGAAAUUUAUACAGGUUUGGAACAACUUGAGGGUGAGUAAAUGAUGACAGAAUUUUCAUUUUUGGGUGAACUAUCCCCUUAAGUACAAUCAUAAUAGGCAAUUAAAUACAGUGUUGUAAUGAGCAAUACCAUUUACAUGUUUUUUUUUUUUUUUAAAUGUCUUUUUAUAGGUUAUGACCUAAAUGUUAAUUCAUUGCAUUAUACUGCCAUUUGCUGUAACCCAUUAAAAUAUAUGCUUUAUGAUUA